UUUCUGUUAUUCUUGUCUUCCUUAAGUUCCCUAUCGCUGAAGUUUUCUUUGCUGAUCUCUCUCUCUCUCUCUCUCUCUCUCCUCUUUGUGUACUCAGUGUUCUCAAGUUCUCUUUGAGAAAACUUCAAAACUAGCACAGAUCUGCCUGCAUUCUCCAAAUUUUCAUUUGCAGAAAUGAACUGAUUAGGAAAUGGGGAAGAAUGGGAGCUGGAUUUCUGCAGUGAAGAAGGCUCUCAGUCCCGACUCCAAGGCUAAGAAAGACAAGAAAACCCAUAAAACGAAGAACAAAUGGUUUGGGAAACGCAAGAGCCCCUAUCUGGGCUCUCCACCUAAAGAAACUGUAUUGGCCAUAACUCCAAUAGAGGAUGUGAAAUUAACAGAAGCCGAAAAUGAGCAAAACAAACAUGCUUAUUCUGUUGCCAUUGCCACUGCCGCGGCUGCUGAGGCAGCUGUUGCAGCCGCUCAGGCUGCUGCUGAGAUUGUUCGGCUCACAGCCAAAGCCCGUUACUCUGGCAAAUCGAAGGAGGAAGUUGCUGCAAUCAAGAUUCAAACAGCGUUCCGAGGAUAUUUGGCAAGGAGAGCAUUGCGGGCCUUGAGAGGGCUUGUGAGGUUGAAGUCUCUUAUACAAGGUCACUCUGUCAAACGACAAGCCACGACCACAUUACGAUGCAUGCAGACUCUGGCUCGCGUGCAGUCUCAGGUUCGUGCAAGGCGGAUCAGAAUGUCAGAGGAGAACCAGGCUCUCCAAAGACAGCUCCAGCAGAAACACGAGAAAGAGCUUGCGAAAUAUAGAGCUUCUGUGGGAGAAGAUUGGAAUGAUAGCGCGCAGUCUAAGGAGCAGAUUGAAGCAAACCUACUGAACAAGCAGGAGGCUGCUAUGAGAAGGGAACGGGCAUUGGCUUAUGCAUACUCUCGCCAGCAAGCGUGGAAAAACUCUUCGAAAUCUGGGAAACAGACAUUCAUGGAUCCAAACAAUCCCCACUGGGGAUGGAGUUGGUUAGAGCGAUGGAUGGCAGCCCGGCCAUGGGAAAACAAAGGCAUGCAUGACAGAGAACCGAACAGUGAUCAUGCCUCUGUCAAAAGCACAAGAAGCCGUGCCAUUUCUGUUGGAGAACUGAGCAAGGCUCAUUCAUGCCGUGAGCUCAAAACCUCCUCUCCAAAAGCACGAAAACCUAACCGCCAAUCACCCUCAACGCCCACUUCCAAGGCACCAUCGGUUACUACAAAAACAAGGCUAGCAAGCCCAAAGGGCAGUGGUGUUGGUGGAGACGAUGAGUCGAGAAGCAUUGGCAUGCUUAGUUUCAAAUCAGAGAGGUACUGGAGACAUAGCGUUGGAGGGUCAUCGAUGAGAGACGAUGAGAGCCUAGCGAGCUCACCUGCAGUCCCGAGCUAUAUGGGACCCACAGAGUCAGUGAAAGCCAGGUCUCGGCUGGUGAGUCCAUUGGGGAAUGGAACACUGGAGAAGGGAUGGGCUGGUUCUGCCAAAAAGCGGCUUUCGUUCCCAUCUUCCCCUGCUGGAACAAGGAGGCAUUCGGUUCCCGCCAAGCUGGAUACCGGGUUGGAAAAGAAAAUAAGCAAUGGAGGAGGGAGGUAGUUGAAGGCAACAUGAAUAGAAACAUGGUGAGUUUAGAUUGAAGUGCAAAUGAAGAAAAGUGAAUUUAAGGAGGCUGUGAGUUUGAUCUUCUUCAACAAAUGCUCUUGUUUGAGGUGCAAAUUUAGGAGAGUGAAUAAAAGGUUGGUUGUGGUUAUGAUCUUUGGUUUUUUUGCUUUGCUAUCUUUCUUCUUCUUCUUCUUCUUCUUCUUCUUCUUCUCACCCACUACUUGUAUUGUUGUUACAGAUGUUAAUUGUUAUACAGUAGGGAUUAGUUUUAGUUAUGAAAGUAUUUUAUGGAAAAAUUUAAAUGUUUGAUUGUGAUCUUCUUGUGGAGAUUGCUUGUUUGAUUGUGGUCUUUUUGUGGGGAUUCCUUCUUUUUCUUCUUUGAA
Messenger RNA from Camellia sinensis, 1983 nucleotides. RefSeq names its product protein IQ-DOMAIN 3. NCBI's taxonomy places the organism in Eukaryota, Viridiplantae, Streptophyta, Magnoliopsida, Ericales, Theaceae. Gene Ontology annotation, molecular function: protein binding. The record is from RefSeq and is a predicted model, not a curated record.